Cuscuta epithymum is the source of this 2494-nucleotide messenger RNA. The record is from the annotation of a GenBank genome assembly. Lineage: Eukaryota; Viridiplantae; Streptophyta; Magnoliopsida; Solanales; Convolvulaceae.
GGCCCCAUUUGUGCAAAGUCGCGGUUAUCCUACUUUCAGCUUCCAUCUUCGAACUUUGGGGAAGAAAACUCUCAGCUUCAAACUAAGCACUAACCAAACCCCUAGUAAGCUUUCCGAUCAGCGAAGCAGACGAACGUAUAGUCCGUAUUUAGAUUUCUCUGAAGAAGCCGAUGUUUAACAACGCCGUGGUUUUUUGUUUCGUGAAUUUGCACGCUUGACUUUGAGCAUAUACGGUCGUCUCGAUGCUCAAAGAUACGUAAAACAGGAAACUAAGGCACCUGUAUGUACGCAUUUAUCUGUGUGUAUAUAUAGGAGUAUAAUCGAUGGAUCCGGAACAGACGUUUAUACGGGUACAGGAGCGGUUCUCUCAGAUGCUGAAUCCAAGGAUUCGAGCCACGCUUGAGUAUCUCUACCUCUUCAUCGCCGUCGUUCUCUUCUGUAUUCUCGUUGUUAUGCACGCCAACUAUGUCCAGCAGCCUGGUUGUUCGAGUGAGCUGUCAAAAGUGAACAUAUCAAAUGCACAAAUAAUUCAAAUCAAGAUUACCAGUUCUGGUUUGUGGCUCCAGAAUGAGACUGAGUAUUAUGAAGUUAAUGCCCUUGGCGACAAAAGUAAUACUGAAAUUAUUAAAGUCAUACAUGUUGUAGAAGAUGGCUCGGUAAUCCUUGCAGCAAAGUUAUGGUUGAACUGGAUUACUACUGGAGCGUGGAGGGGUAAACCUGCUCCAAAUUUUUGGAAGGCUGACUAUGACCUUCUGGAAUCCCAACCUGAAACUUCUACCAGCGGUAAUAGCAUCAAGUCUGCUGGUGAUAAUGCUGCUCUUAAAACUAAUAAAGAUGGUUCACUUAGCCGGCUUCUUAUAUCUUCAAAGGAAUCACUCAAAGCAGCUGUAUUUAAGCUGGGCCGGAAGUGGCAAAGGCGGUUGACUGUCCUUUGGAGAUUCGCUAAGCGUGUUUUGGGAGGUUUAUGGGAUAUAGCUGGUAUACAUUUGAGAAUUGAUAUUCCGCAGCUUCUGAAAACACUUCACUUGCACAAGCUUAACUCAUAUGCUGUGCAUUGGCUCGAGAGAAGAAGCAACACCUUUGAACCAACUUUCUUAUUCACAUUGGAGAAGGGCUAUUUCUUACUAUCGGAAGAAGCUAGGUUACAACAUAACAUUUAUACAAUCAACAUAAGCAUCUCAGCUCGACACCCAUGCUUUGGAAACAGGUGGCAGCAACUUCUUAUCAACAGGCUUGUUGGGUAUGAUACUAUUCUGAUCAACAGUUUGUUGAGUUCUCCUGGUCAAGGUUAUCUUUAUAAUCACCAAACGAAGGAGUUUUACAAUCUUACAUAUGCUCAUGAGAAACCUGAAAGUUCUGCAACAUUGGGAGAUUACCUUGUGACGAAGUGUGGCGUACUCAUGAUGUCACUUUUCGUUUUCUUCACCACCACAAUGUCAGUUUCGUUUACAUUAAGAGAGACACAAACUCGCAUGCUGAAGUUUACAGUUCAGCUCCAACAUCAUGCUCGGCAUAGGCUUCCAACUUUUCAGUUAAUAUUUGUCCAUGUGAUCGAAUCCCUUGUUUUUGUGCCUAUAAUGAUUGGCAUCCUGUUCUUCCUGUUUGAGUUUUAUGAUGAUCAGCUGCUGGCUUUCAUGGUCUUGAUUCUUGUUUGGUUAUGUGAACUCUUUACACUAAUCAGUGUCCGCACACCAAUAUCAAUGAAAUACUUCCCUCGCUUUUUUUUGCUCUAUUUUCUGGUUUUCCACAUCUACUUCUUUUCCUAUACUUAUGGCUUUUCUUAUCUAGCACUCUCUGCAACUGCUUCAUUUGUGCAACAUCUAAUCAUAUACUUUUGGAACCGUUUUGAGGUUCCAGCACUGCAGAGAUACAUGCAAAAUCAACGGUCACAUUUUCAACAGCAUCCGGACUUCCACAUAACAUCAUCGACAAUCCUUGCAUCAACUCUGCACAUUACUAGGUUAAACACACCAACCAGGAACCCCCCUGGUCCAGUAGUAGAUCCUAGAGGACUUGAUGCUACUGCCACAACAACAGGAAGAGGAGAUAGUGUGGAAUCAACAGAUAAUAAUGGAAGCUCUCUUCAAACUCACCAACCUGAGAACGGAGGAGGGGGCAUGAACUCAUUUAGCUCCUUACUGUUGUGGAUUUUAGGGGGCCACCCUUCUGAAAGUCUCAACUCAUUUCUUUCCAUAUUCAGAGAUGUAAGAGAUCAUGGUCAGGUCUUUGCAGAGACCCACGGGCAACAUAACCAGGCAACAUCACAGACCGCUGAGUAGGAAGAUGAAUGAGGAACAUAGAAGCGCUCGCAAAAAUUGCACAUAAAGAAGUGUUUUUACAGAGGAAUGGUUUUUCAAAUUUUGGGCAUCUUAAAUGCUGGAAAAACAUGGUUCAAUUGUAACAUUCAUGUACAUAUUAUAUUAUAAUGAUUUUCAUGUACUGUUUUUUGGAGCUUUUUUUAUUAUGGGAAAACAAAUCUGCAGUAAAACAAAAU